Messenger RNA from Camellia sinensis, 2573 nucleotides. RefSeq lists its product as uncharacterized. The record is from RefSeq and is a predicted model, not a curated record. Lineage: Eukaryota; Viridiplantae; Streptophyta; Magnoliopsida; Ericales; Theaceae.
AUGAUACAUUCAGAUGAUACACCUCUGAUCUCUAUCACGAGAGAGAGCUACCCCCUUCACUUCGACGCCCGACUCCCUUAACUCCUCCACUUCACUCGGACAUCGAACUUUGUCUUUUCCUGGACUCCAACGCCCGACUUCCGAAUCUGUCUAUAUUUCCAUCUCAUUCGACGAAGGACGACUUAAGAGGUUAUUGUAGCAAUGGACCCUGGUCCAGCUGAUCCUACUGUGUUGACGCUACAACAGUCUCACCGAUUCUCUUUAGCAUGGACUGCCUCGGAUGAUGUUGACUCCGUUAUACUUACGUGUUGACAUCGCAAGGCUACGAUAAGACGUAUGGGACCCCCCCUGAUGCACGCAUAGUCCCAUACUUGUAGAGAGCAGGAUUUGUUGGACUCAUCCGUGUGCCGUUCAUACAGUUAGAUUGGCAUCUUAUUACUGCACUAGUAGAGAGCUGGCGAUCGGAGACACACACAUUUCACUUAACAUCUGGGGAGGCAACCAUCACAUUGCAAGAUGUCAGUAUCUUAUCUGGAGUACGGGUAGAUGGUAACGCUGUUACAGGGAAUACUGGUUGUGAUUGGCCUGCUGUAUGCAAUCGUCUUCUAGGGACAGUUCCACCUACCAAUCAGCUCAAAGGAUCGAGGUUGAACAUGACGUGGCUUUCCCAGACUUAUGGUAACUUACCCAUUGAUGCUGAUGAUGUCACAGUCCAGCGCUAUGCUAGAGCAUUCAUUCUCCAGCUUCUGGGUGGUAGCAUUUUUGCAGCCACAUCUGGUAGUAUGGUGCAAUUGAUGUUUCUGCCUUUACUAGAGGACUUUGAUGCUACUGGGGAAUACAAUUAGGGGAGUGCAGCACUAGCUUGGUUGUAUCGAGAGUUAUGUCGUGCAUCUUGCGAACGUAUGCAUGUCAUUCCUGGUUUUCUCAUCCUUGUUCAAAUCUGGGCGUGGUAUAGAUUUCCUCACAUUGCUCCGCAUCGUCUUCUUAGACAACCAAUAGCGGACGGUCCUUUCAUGACACGUUGGUGAGAUGCAUUUACUGUUUGAGAGAUUUCCACUCAUGUCCUCCGUCAAUAUCAUUAUUCCUUGGACAGGUAGACCUUUGCACAGGUGGUGUAGUGACCUUACAGUAUUGAGUUGAUUGAGGGGAUUCCACUAUAUUGUUUGGAUGGUGCAGAUAUAUGGCAAGCAAUAGUUCCAUUGAUCUGUUUUUUCAUUGUCAAGAUGCACAAUCUUGAUAGAGUACAACGGCAAUUUGGAUUUCGCCAGACUAUAGCCCACAAUUGUGACACUGUCGUUGCUCUUCAUAACCUCGAUUUACAUGGAACCAAAACUAAAGAUUGGGUGAACCAUCACAAAGAGUGGAUUCAAUUAUGGGAUCAAUGCCGAACCCACAUUGCUAUAGGUGAACCAUGGGAUGGUAAUAUGCAUGAUGCUAAUCCGUACAUGGUAUGGUAUCGACGUAUCAUUCGUCGAUAUAUUAGUCGUGCUGCAUGUACAUUUGAUUUCGUGAGUGGUCAUUUGGUACAAAUAUGUAACGCAUCUCUAAAGGGAUCACAUAUUGGCACACUGGCCAGGCAGGCACUUGCAGCUCUUCAUGAUCAAGAUCGCUUCGCAGGGGUACCUCAACCACAGCCUGACGUUCACGUACAUGAAGAGGCACAACCAUCUGAUGGGGUAGAUAGUGAGCCACAUGUUGAGAGGGACUUUACCUCCAUACCAGACCUCAGAUCCAUGUUAAAUGAUUGGUGUCAAACCCCUAUCCGCAUGGAAGAUUUUGGGAAUGCAAUGACAGAACAACAUGAAGAAGGGGUCACACAUUCUAAGGAGGGUGUUUCUCAUACAGCAGCAGGGGCUCUACAUUCUGGAGACGGACUGACACAAUCACCUGAGAGGGUUUCAGCCUUUACUGAGACAAUCACACAUAGUGAAGAGAAGGGAUCACAUGCUGAUGAGCAACAUCUUGGGACUAUGCAUGCAUCGCACGAGGAGGUUCCAGUAUCUGCCAUUACACAAUCUGAAGAGGGAGGUACUCAAAGUAGAGAUGGGAUUCCAUUAUCUACCGAGAGAGUUACACAUAGUGGGGAAGGGAGAUCACAUGUUGAUGAGUGAGUACUACCUAUUGUGCCUGUGGACCCUGUUCCUUAUAGGAGGAAGCGAGGCAGACAUCAAGCUACUGAGGAGGGUGUGACACAGGUUCUAGAACCCCCACGUCGCAGGGGAACUCGCAAAAUUAGACAUCCUGGAUGUGGCACCUAUACACCUCCCCCUACUCGGCACAAAUAGUAGUGAUGUAUAACAUAUAUUAUUUUUGUGACAGUUAUAGUUUUUAUUAUUUAACGUAUAAUUAGUAUUAUAAGUAGGAAAGAAAAUGUUAAGUUGAAUAUUGACAGAAAAUGUUUUUAAUUUUUGCUUUGGCUUUGGCAUCUUUUGUAUCAUUUCUGUUUAGUGUACAGUCGCACUCUUGGCGUCAUUUCAUUUGGCCAAUGGUUUAUAUAUUGGUUUUGGCUACACAAUUUGAACUUAGUUGCUGAAGUAUUGUAUUAUUAAUUUUUAGUGACACAUAAUUUUGUU